CUCCUUUUAUCAUAUCUCCCUUCUUCCACAUUUCAGCGAAACCAGAGCUCCAAGUUCUCUCCUAUGGCAUUAUCUCUCUCAUCAUCUAUCCAAUUCACCAUUCAAAUACCCAAACAACCCCCCAAAAUCAUCUGCACCGCCUCAAGAAAUGAUGCCGCCACCAAUCGCCGCCGUGCCCCACCACCAAAACCACCAUUUAUUCGCAAAGAUAACAACUAUAAGCAAAAACCCACCACCCCAUUUCCACCAAAUGAUGUAAAGUUACUAACUUUAAGCAAACAAGGUCUUAUUAAAGAAACUGUUGAGUUCAUGUCUCAGGGUGUGUUUGCAGGAUACGAUGUUUUUGAGGUUGUGUUGGAUUCGUGUAACGAUCUUGAGCUGGGGAAGAAAGUUCAGCAGAUUCUUAUUCGGUCGAAAUACUAUGGGGAUGUGAACUUGAACUCUAGAUUGGUGGAAAUGUAUGUGAGAUGUAAUAGUAUGAGGGAUGCACGGAGAGUGUUUGAUAGAAUGCGUGAACGUGAAGACUUAGCGUUAUGGCAUUUGAUGAUUAACGGGUAUGUAGAUAAUGGAGAAGGUGAAGCGGGUUUGUUGUUGUUUGAAAAAAUGAAAGAGUUAGGGUUGAAUCCAAGUGGGGAGACUUUUAGAUUAGUUUUCUUGGCUUGUGCAGGGAUUUAUUCGAUUCAAGAAUGUUUGAAACAGUUUAAAUCAAUGAAAAAUCAGUAUAAUUUGGUUCCAGGAGUGGAACAUUAUUUAGGGGUUAUUGGUGUUUUGGGGAAAGCCGGGCAUUUGAAUGAAGCUAUGGAGUUCAUUGAAAGUAUACCUUUCGAACCUCCUGUUGAAAUAUGGGAAGAGUUGAGGGACUAUGCUCGAAUCCAUGGUGAUAUUGAAAUUGAAGACCGUACGGAGGCGUUUUUGGUUCCAUUAACAGUUCUGUCACCAGCAAGGAAUCAAUCAAGAAGUAAUAUGCUUGAAGGGAAGAAUAAGGUUGAUGAAUACAGAAAUGCAGAUCUGUAUAAGGAAGAUGCAUACGGUAAAUUAAGUGGAUUAAAUGGUCAGUUGAGAGAUGCUGGGUAUGUGCCAGACACCCGGUAUGUGCUUCAUGACAUUGAUCAAGAAGCUAAAGAGCAGGCGUUGAUGUACCACAGUGAGCGGCUAGCAAUUGCAUAUGGUUUGAUUAGCACUCCUGCUAGAACGACUCUUAGGAUCAUCAAGAACCUUAGGAUUUGUGGUGAUUGCCAUAACGCUAUCAAAAUUAUGUCCAAGAUUGUUGGCAGGGAGCUCAUUGUAAGGGAUAAUAAGCGAUUUCAUCAUUUUAAGGAUGGUAAAUGUUCUUGUGGUGAUUACUGGUAGAUUUUUGAAGGACUAAUUGCAUAA
Erigeron canadensis is the source of this 1374-nucleotide messenger RNA. RefSeq names its product pentatricopeptide repeat-containing protein At2g15690, mitochondrial-like. The transcript has a single exon. Bases 64 to 1350 code for a protein of 428 amino acids. Lineage: Eukaryota; Viridiplantae; Streptophyta; Magnoliopsida; Asterales; Asteraceae. The record is from RefSeq and is a predicted model, not a curated record. Gene Ontology annotation, molecular function: RNA binding; zinc ion binding; protein binding. Gene Ontology annotation, biological process: RNA modification.